UGACAAUUAUUAAAUGUGUUGUUUCUCUGUUGUGUGAGUGCGAAUCGCGAGUGCUAAUAAUAUUAAUUAACAAUUGUGACAACGUAUCAAAGACAUAAACGCCAAUAGCAGCAAGAUGAGUGGCGGUGGCAUGGAUAAAAGAAAACUGUCCACAUCGGGCGAUUCGCUGUAUGAGAUCUUGGGACUUCCUAAAACAGCAACAGCUGAUGAUAUCAAGAAGACUUAUAGAAAACUUGCACUCAAAUACCAUCCAGAUAAAAAUCCAGACAAUGUUGAUGCUGCCGACAAGUUCAAGGAAGUCAAUCGAGCGCACUCGAUACUGAGCGAUUUGACGAAACGCAAUAUUUAUGAUAAUUAUGGCUCGCUGGGUCUCUACAUUGCCGAGCAGUUUGGUGAGGAGAAUGUGAACGCCUAUUUUGUGGUCACAUCGCCAGCGGUGAAGGGCUUGGUGAUUUGCUGCACAAUACUGACGGGCUGUUGUUGCUGCUGCUGCUGCUGUUGCUGUUGCAACUUCUGCUGUGGCAAGUUCAAGCCGCCGGUGAACGAGUCGCACGAUCAGUAUUCACAUUUAAAUCGCUCUGAUGGCAAUCGAGAGGCCAGCGAUAUGCCACCGCAUCUGGGACAGUCGCCACGUCUUGAGGACGCCGAUCUCGAUGAUGUUAAUCUGGGUGGUGCUGGCGGUGCACCGGUGACUACACAACCACGUGAGCAAGCUGGCGGCCAACCUGUGUUCGCUAUGCCACCACCAAGUGGCGCUGCCGUUGGCGUUAAUCCGUUUACCGGAGCUCCAGUGGCGGCCAAUGAGAGCACAUCGCUAAACACAACAGAACAGACCACGUACACACCAGAUAUGGUUAAGCAAAAAUAUUAGUUACAUACAUUUACCGAAUCGAGUCGUACCACAUUCAUGAGAGCGCUUCGAAACAACAAAACAACACAAACACACACACACACACA
Drosophila busckii is the source of this 957-nucleotide messenger RNA. RefSeq names its product dnaJ homolog subfamily C member 5 homolog (gene Csp). The record is from RefSeq and is a predicted model, not a curated record. NCBI's taxonomy places the organism in Eukaryota, Metazoa, Arthropoda, Insecta, Diptera, Drosophilidae. Gene Ontology annotation, cellular component: type Is terminal bouton. Bases 116 to 871 code for a protein of 251 amino acids. Gene Ontology annotation, biological process: regulation of neuromuscular synaptic transmission. The transcript is spliced from 7 exons.